This is a messenger RNA of Neolamprologus brichardi, 979 nucleotides long. RefSeq names its product methyltransferase like 26 (gene mettl26). Lineage: Eukaryota; Metazoa; Chordata; Actinopteri; Cichliformes; Cichlidae. The record is from RefSeq and is a predicted model, not a curated record.
CGGAACUAGACCAUUUUCGGGCGAAAAGCAAAACAUUCGGGGGUGGUGGAUUGAGUGACUCAGUCUGCUGUAACGUUACGCCGACCUGCUGGAGUGGUUUCAUAAACUACGCCGUAUAAGUCGACUGUUAUACCCGGGGUUUGGCACGAUGCUGAGCGCCGCCGCAGCGGAAAGGAACAAGGAGCCCAUCCUGGCGGUGCUCCGGGAUAGUGUGCACACCGGGAGACCCCUGCUGGCUCUGGAGAUCUCCUCCGGUACUGGGCAGCAUGUCACACACUUUGCUCAGGCCCUGCCGAAUAUAACCUGGCAGCCAUCUGAGUAUGAUCGCCAGUCUAUAGUCAGUAUAGAAGCAUAUAGAGCCCGCUAUCGGCUGAACAAUGUGAAGCCUGCCAUCCACCUGGAUGCUUCUCUGCCCUAUCAAUACUGGGGAGGAAUCCAGCCAGAGAGCCUCGACCUGGUGCUCAACAUCAACAUGAUCCAUAUUUCUCCUUUGGCUUGUACAGAGGGUUUAUUCAAAGGGGCUGGAGUAAUGUUGAAACCUCAGGGCCUUCUACUGACUUAUGGGCCGUAUGCAGUGAAUGGUCAGAUCGUCCCUCAAAGCAAUGUGGACUUUGACUACAGCCUACGGCAGAGAAACCCAGAAUGGGGACUCAGGGAUAUCUCGCUCCUCAAUUCUCUGGCACAAAGCAAUGGUUUGUACCUGGAGAGAAUAGUGGACAUGCCAGCAAACAACAAAUGUCUUCUUUUCAGGAAGGAAAGUUUGGUGUGAAGCAUCCUGAUACAGGAUGGUCAAAAUGCCUUAACUUGGAGCUCAGAUACAUUGCCAAAUUUUCAAGAGCCGUAAACGGAUCAUGUUUUCUCCACAUUUUAACACAUGCUGGUAUUAGAUUAACUAAGUUAAUGUAAACUGUUGUGCUCAAACCUAUAACCUAUAUUCUUAUGUAUUGCACAUGAGUUAAAUUAAUAAAUCUCAAAAACA